Striga hermonthica is the source of this 213-nucleotide messenger RNA. The record is from the annotation of a GenBank genome assembly. Lineage: Eukaryota; Viridiplantae; Streptophyta; Magnoliopsida; Lamiales; Orobanchaceae.
GUGGUUGAUAACGAGGCUGAGAGAGAAGAGAAGGAAGAUGAAGAAGGGAAGGAAGAGGAAAAGAAGGAUGAGGAGGAGGAAGAAGAGAAGGAGAAGGAGGCUAAGAAAGAAGAUGAGGAGAAGGAGCAUGAGGUGGUUGCCAAUGAGUCGAUUCACGAGGAGAGGUCCGAGAAGAAGUCCCCUCAGGAUUUGGAGCAGGUGGUUGAGAAUAAG